Messenger RNA from Chaetomium fimeti, 1029 nucleotides. RefSeq lists its product as uncharacterized. The coding region runs from base 1 to 1029 and encodes 342 amino acids. Lineage: Eukaryota; Fungi; Ascomycota; Sordariomycetes; Sordariales; Chaetomiaceae. The record is from RefSeq and is a predicted model, not a curated record. The transcript is spliced from 2 exons.
AUGGCUACUACCGGCCUUGUGGUCUCGAUCAUUGGGACGGGGGUCAGCAUCCUCUCCUUCCUUCUCGGGCAGAUUCCCUCUAGCGACAGUGGCACUGCUACCGUUAGUUAUGUUAUCGCCAAUGACGGUGCAAACGGCGACCUCACCGGGGCCGGAGGGCACAAGCCCGACGUCCGGAUGUGGGAUCAGACGGCCGAGUUCCUCGGAAUCACGACGCAGGACGGCGACAACUGCGGGGAGGGGUGGACGACCUGCACCACAGAUGUGAGCACCCGGGAGGCGCCUGUAUAUACCCUGUUCACGGGUAACGACGAUGCCAUUUGCAUUGCUUGGACGGGGAUCUCCUUCCCAGGAGGCAAUCAAAAGUUUGGAUUCCAUCCGGGGCAGUGGGCCCGCGGAUGCGAUAUCUAUGGCAACGGAGGCGGUGCUUGGUACUAUGCCGGCACGACGGUCCCCGGCCUGAAUGACAACGAGCAUACCGUGUACUGCGCCUGGGUUGACGGCAACGGCGACGUCGAGACGACAGGCUUCCAGGUCCACUGGCCCGAGUUCGACGGCAGCCAGUCCGACGCCCGGGACAUCUCGUACUACUGCGACAACCAGUCACCCGUCAGUUUCCGCACGGAGCCCGACCCGAGCACCAUCUGGACCUGGCAGCGCAAGCGCAACAUCAUCACCAACACCGCCUCGGCGGGCCCCGGCCGCGAGGCAACCCGUAAGCGCCAGGCACAGCGCUUGGGCUCCACGUUCGAGAACGACCCGCGCAUAAUCAAGAGCCGCCGCGCCCAGCAUAGCGCCUCCGAACUAUGCGACCCCAACGGCAAGGCCGCCGGGCAGAGCUUUGUCUCCUACGCCGAGAGGAUGUUCUGCCACAUGCCGACCAAGACGCUGUACCCGUUCUGCGAGGACGUCGCCGAGGGUGCGUGCUGGUCAGACGCCGACAAUGCUGUGACGGCCAAGGGCAGCAGCGCGUUCCGCAUGCGGCUGCCUGACAUGAGCCAUAUCAACAAGACGAUUGUGUGGGAGUAG